Haemonchus placei is the source of this 444-nucleotide messenger RNA. NCBI's taxonomy places the organism in Eukaryota, Metazoa, Nematoda, Chromadorea, Rhabditida, Trichostrongylidae. The record is from the annotation of a GenBank genome assembly.
AUGGCAAGCAGUGAAUACACUCGAGCAUUUCUAUUGAAUUGCAUUUGUCUGAGGAGCGUUUUGUGGCGAUUCCCUCGAGUGGCCGACUUUUUGGCAUCACGACGAAGUGGAAGCAUGGUAUCAUGCAAUAUGUCAGCCAUUGGCUUACAGAAUAGAGAUUUCUGUAGUGGGGAAUCUUUGGCUGACAACAACCUCCCAACAAAGCAUAGCCCCACGGAUUCCAACGGGACGAGAGAGUGUCAGACAAUCGGUGAAAUGUGUGAAACACGAAUGAAAGGAAUUCUGGUCACUGGUAAGUACAAUGGACUACAUUUUUGUGUCAUUCAUAGUAACAAGAGAGGUGAUCGACCAGGAGGGAGACAGAAGAAGUGCCUGACUAUUAUUAAUCAUCUCGCCGUUCCACUCUGUGAAAAUGAUAGGAAAGAUUCUACUGCACGGCUAUAG